UCCUAGCUGUGCUUGAUGCCAUGUUCACACAAAUUUAUGUACAAGAACAUAUUUAUCUUCUUCCUAUAUAAGUUUGAAGUCUAAGGUGCGCAUGACAUGAAAUAUUUUACUUGCGAGAUCAAGUAGAACUAUUGGCAUGAGUAUUUUCUUGUGCUCCUUUUUUAUUUUUUUCUUGAUUUCGAUAAGCAGCUCUUUUGCAGCUGACACCUUGAAUGUGAAGCAGACCCUCAGAGAUGAUGGCAAUAGCACCAUUGUAUCUUCUGGUGGCGUGUUCGAGCUGGGAUUCUUUAGCCCCGGAAGCUCCAAAAAUAGAUAUUUAGGCAUAUGGUACAAGAAAGUAUCAAACAGGACUGUUGUUUGGGUAGCUAACAGAGAGAGGCCAAUUCUUGACACAUCUGGGGUGUUAAGAAUUCUUGUGAAUGGGAAUUUAGAACUUGUGAAUGCAAGGAACAGCACAAUUUGGUUUUCCAAUUCGACGAAAGCUGCAGUGAGUAAUCCUGUAAUGGCACAACUGAUGGAUUCAUCAAACCUUGUGGUCAGGUACUUAAAUGAUACUGACCCUGCAAACUAUCUUUGGCAAAGUGUUGAUCAUCCUACUGAUCAUAUUUUAUCAGGCAUGAAACUUGGAUGGGAUUUAGGUAAAGGGCUGGAUCGAUAUCUUACGUCUUGGAAAAGUGUGAAUGAUCCUUCACCAGGCAAUUUCACUUUCAGAAUGCAUCUUGAAGGAUAUCCCCAGAUGAAAGUCGCGGAUCGCUCCACCAUAAACUUCAGGUUUGGACCAUGGGAUGGUAUUCAGUUCAGUGGGGUGCAAUUUAAGGCACCUGACCUGAAUUUUGAUCUAAAACUUAUUGUGGUAAAUAAAGAAAUUUACGCCAAGUUUGAUGUCAACAAUAAUUCCAGGCCUGUGAGGUUUGUGUUGAAUCCUGAUGGAAUUAUACGACUUCUGACAUGGUAUGACCAAGCUCAGAAUUGGACAUUCAGUCAAUACAUCAGUGUGCUUUUUGAUGAAUGUGACCCUUAUGGACGUUGUGGAACAUAUGGCAGUUGUGACCUUACUCGUGCUCAAUCAGGACUAGGCGCUUGUGAAUGUUUAGAAGGAUUUGUGCCUAAAUUUCCCGAGAAAUGGAAAGUUUCAGAUUGGUCUGGUGGAUGUGUUCGUGCAGCUCAGUUGACUUGUAAUGAUGGAGAUAGAUUUGAGAAGAUUCUGAGCCUUAAAUUACCCAAUACACAGGCUGCAUGGUUCAAUCGAAGCAUGAGCCUUUCUGAUUGCGAGACUGAGUGCAGGAAAAAUUGUUCUUGUACAGCUUAUUCAAAUGUGGAUAUCAGACAAGGUGGCAGUGGAUGUAUGUUAUGGUUUGGUGAUCUCAUUGAUAUGAGAAAUUACCCAGACAAUGGUCUUCCACUUUAUGUGAGAGCUUCUUCUCAAUCAGGGGUGAAUGAAAACUCAAGUAAAAAGGGGGGAGUGAAGAUCAUUGCCAUCGUCGUUCCUGCAGUCGUGGGAGUACUAGUCCUGGCUGGCCUAAUAUAUGUACUCAGAAAUAGAAAGAUGAGGAGUAAAGGAUUAUUAACAUUCAAACAAGAUAUUGAUGGCGGGAAUAAAGAUUCGGGCAAAGAUCUUGACUUGCCAUUGAUUGAAAUUGAAACAAUAGCUAAAGCAACCAAUAACUUCUCUCUAAACAAUAAGCUCGGAGAGGGAGGUUUCGGUCCUGUCUACAAGGGAACUAGGGAUGAUGGACGAGAAAUAGCUGUUAAGAGGCUCUCAAAGACUUCGAAACAAGGACUAGAUGAGUUUAAGAAUGAAGUAAAAUGCAUUGCCAAACUACAGCACAGAAAUCUUGUGCGGCUUCUGGGAUGUUGCAUUGAGGAUGGAGAGAUGUUAUUGAUCUACGAAUACAUGCCUAACAAAAGUUUAGAUGUCUUCAUUUUCGACAGAGAGCUAAGCUUGUUGCUGGAUUGGCCAAAGCGCUACAAUAUUAUAAACGGCAUUGCCAAAGGCUUGCUGUAUCUUCAUCAAGACUCGAGACUGAGAAUCAUUCAUAGAGAUCUCAAAGCCGGCAACAUUCUACUUGAUCAUGAGAUGAGUCCCAGAAUUUCUGAUUUUGGCUUGGCCAGAAGUUUCGCAGGCAAUGAAAGUGCAGUAAAUACGGUUCGAGUGGUUGGAACAUACGGUUACAUGGCACCAGAGUAUGCGAUUGAAGGAUUAUUUUCAGUUAAAUCUGAUUCGUACAGUUUCGGUGUGUUGGUAUUGGAGAUAGUAAGCGGGAAAAAAAUAAGACAAUUCUAUAAUUCAACGGACAACCUUAACCUUCUCGGUCAUGCAUGGAAGCUUUUUAACGAUGGGGAAUUCUUGGACUUAACCGACGAGGCAAUGUCUGGGUCCUGCAAUUCAGCAGAAGUUCUGCGAGCUAUACACAUCGGAUUAUUGUGUGUGCAGCCGUAUCCACAAGACAGACCGAAUAUGACAUAUGUCGUUUCGAUGUUGGACAGCGAAACAGAGCUUCCCCAGCCAAAGCAGCCAGGUUUUUUCACCGAAAGCAGAGUGCAACAAGGUUCAGAGUCUCCAUCUCAUGACAGUGGAUCAAGUUUAUCGAAUAAUGCAAUGAGUAUUACAGUGUUGGGUCCUAGAUAGUAAGCUCUCAUGUUAAUGAUUUGUAUAGCACAUAUCAUGCUCUACAGUUACCUUUUAAAUUUGUUGCUUAUGUUAUGGUGAGCUGAGUUUGAUGCUGGUGUUUCCAAUUUGCAAUUUACUAAUAAUUUUUGACCUGCUUAAUAUUCUUCUCA
Messenger RNA from Daucus carota subsp. sativus, 2781 nucleotides. RefSeq names its product G-type lectin S-receptor-like serine/threonine-protein kinase At4g27290. The transcript is spliced from 7 exons. NCBI's taxonomy places the organism in Eukaryota, Viridiplantae, Streptophyta, Magnoliopsida, Apiales, Apiaceae. The coding region runs from base 137 to 2629 and encodes 830 amino acids. The record is from RefSeq and is a predicted model, not a curated record. Gene Ontology annotation, biological process: protein phosphorylation; recognition of pollen. Gene Ontology annotation, molecular function: protein serine/threonine kinase activity; ATP binding.